AUGACAUCGGCGGAGCCCUCAAUCAACGGCACUGUAACUAAGCUUAAGAAAGCCAAUGAUGUGCGCAUUGAACUAGGCGAACUGACUGUACACAAUGUAAAUCAGCUAAAGAUUAUCAACAGAACAGUUUUUCCUGUACAUUAUACGGACAAAUUCUAUACCGAUCUUCUUAAACAACCACAACUCUGUCGCCUUGCCUACUUUAACGACAUAGUCGUCGGGGCAGUUUGCUACCGAUUUGAAAAGUUAAAUGGAGCGGAAAACCUCAAGAAGUGCUAUAUUAUGACUCUGGGUUGUCUGGCACCUUAUCGUCGUUAUGGUGUCGGUUCUCUGCUUCUUCGUCAUGUUCUGCGGAAAUGUAUGAAAAACAAGCAAGUACAGUCAGUUUAUCUUCACGUGCAUAUUGAAAAUGAUGCUGCUGUAAAGUUUUAUGAGAAAUUUGGCUUCCAAAUCACAAGCAAGAUUGAAAAUUAUUACCACCGGCUUUCACCGCAGGAUGCCUACAUUCUAGAGAAACAAUUGGACCACUCAAUUUCAGUCAGUGAUUCAGAUUCUGACUAA
This is a messenger RNA of Hydatigera taeniaeformis, 561 nucleotides long. NCBI's taxonomy places the organism in Eukaryota, Metazoa, Platyhelminthes, Cestoda, Cyclophyllidea, Taeniidae. The record is from the annotation of a GenBank genome assembly.